GCGAAACCGGAAGAAGCGGCAACCUUGACAAGCGAGCAAAACACAUGCGCUGCUGGUCAACGAAAUAGCUUAAAAAAUGAUUCUUGCCAAUUUACCGGAAAAUAUUUACUAGGACUACUAAGAUUCUUCAUUACUCUUUCAGAUGUGUUUCUCCGUUUUUCUGGGAAAACGCAAAAAAUUUUAGCUAGCUACAUGAAUGCCUUACCAAACCAUUACUAACUUCCUCUCCCUGGACUAAAUCAUUUGGUGGACUUUAUGUAGGCACCGCCUGCCAUCCAGCGAUGAGGACCCCGUUUGUGUUUGUCACCAGAAGCUGUAAGGCUGUUCACAGACUUCAACAAAGCCCAUUUUUCUCACCAAUUUCAGCUCUAUCGAGACACCACAGGAUGGGUGUGUUGAGAUACACAAGCACCCACUUCUGCAAAGACGACAGGAGCUACUUCAUAACCACUCCCAUCUUCUAUGUCAAUGCUUCUCCUCAUUUAGGACACUUGUAUUCAGCUGUGAUAGCUGACUGCUUACACAGGUAUAAGCUACUUCAGGGCUUCAACUCAAAGUUUGCAACAGGCACAGACGAACAUGGCUUGAAAAUCCAACAAGCUGCUGAAGCUGCAGGAAAGGAUCCCCUGACCUUCUCCACUGAUGUGUCUGAGAGAUUCAAACAUCUCUUCAGCAGCUGCAGCAUAUCAUAUACAGACUACAUAAGAACCACUGAGCAGAGACACAGCCGGGCUGUGAAGCAUUUCUGGUCAGUGCUCUGGAACAAAGGGUUCAUCUACAAGGGGAGCUACGAAGGCUGGUACUCCACCCAAGAUGAAAGCUUCCUCAUGCCAUCGCAGGUGGCCAAUGCUUUGGACUCAUCAGGGAAGGAGAUCAAGGUAUCGCUGGAGAGUGGCCACAAGGUGGAGUGGAUGAAAGAGGAGAACUACAUGUUCCGUCUGUCUGCGUUUCGGCCUCAGCUGCUCGACUGGCUCAGAGGAAAUCCUCAGGCCAUACAGCCUGAGCGUUUCUACCAGGCUGUUCUCCAGUUGCUGCAGGAGGACCUUCCUGACCUCUCAGUCUCCCGUGAGAGAAGCCGCAUUCAGUGGGGUAUCCCAGUCCCUGGUGAUGCUGAACAAGUCAUCUAUGUGUGGCUAGAUGCUCUUGUGAACUACCUUACAGUAGCUGGCUAUCCAGAUAAACACAACCAGUGGUGGAACGUGGCCCACCACAUAAUCGGAAAGGACAUCUUAAAAUUUCACGCUAUCUACUGGCCGUCUUUUCUUCUAGGGGCCGGACUGCCGCUGCCACAGACAAUACGUGUGCACUCUCACUGGACAGUAGGAGGGAAGAAGAUGUCUAAAAGUUUGGGUAAUGUUGUGGAUCCUCUUGAACGCUCACAAGUGUUCACAACUGAUGGUAUGCGGUACUUUCUUCUGCGCCAAGGUGUCCCAGACUCCGACUGUGAUUACACAGACGACAAAGUUAUGAAGUUGCUCAAUGCAGAGCUCGCGGACUCUCUGGGUGGUCUGCUUAACCGCUGCACAGCUCCAGCGCUUAACCCAGCUCAGGUCUACCCCUCUUUCUGCCCUCUGUCCUUCCCAAGUGAUCAAGGAGGCAAGGCUGUGGUUGAAGACUACCACAUGUUGGAUGCUGUGAAAAAUCUCCCUGCUGUGGUGGAACAGCAUUACGAGAGCAUGCAUGUGUACAAAGCUCUGGAAGCCAUCAGUGCCUGUGUGAGGCAGACGAACGGGUUUGUUCAGCGGCAUGCACCUUGGAAGCUGGAUAGGAGGGACAGUAAGGACCAGCGCUGGCUAGACACCAUCAUCCACGUCUCCCUUGAAUGCCUGAGAAUUUACGGCACACUCUUACUGCCAGUAGUGCCAGAGAUUUCUAACAAGCUGCUGUCCAGACUCGGGGUGCAACCAGGCGAGAGGAGCUGGGCAGAUGCGAACUUCCUGCCGAGGUAUCAGGGAAAGGACAGUCCGUUUGAAGGGAGAGCACUAGGAUCUGACACUGGAGUGCUUUUUUGUCGCUUGGAAAGUCAGAAUCAAGAUAAAGAAAAAACUAAGAAAACAAAAAACGCUGCAAAAUUUAAAUGAGGCACUGUUUUUUUUCUUCCCUGUACUCCAGUUCAAAGAAAUAAAACUCCUGUGGCUGUUGUCACUUAAUCUCAA
Micropterus dolomieu (smallmouth bass) is the source of this 2156-nucleotide messenger RNA. RefSeq names its product methionyl-tRNA synthetase 2, mitochondrial (gene mars2). Gene Ontology annotation, biological process: methionyl-tRNA aminoacylation. Lineage: Eukaryota; Metazoa; Chordata; Actinopteri; Centrarchiformes; Centrarchidae. The record is from RefSeq and is a predicted model, not a curated record. The transcript is spliced from 3 exons. The coding region runs from base 282 to 2081 and encodes 599 amino acids. Gene Ontology annotation, molecular function: ATP binding; methionine-tRNA ligase activity.